GGAAACCGGAAGUUGUUGCCCGGCGGAAGAGCCGAGAGGCCGUGGGCCGGCAGGAUGGGCUCCAGCUCCCUGGUGCAGCAGAAGUACCGGAAAUGUCUGGAGAGGGAUUUCCGAAGGGGCCACUCGGGGGUCUGCACUGACCUGGCCCUGAGGGAGUGGCUGCGGCAGCGCCUGCUGGCAGAUCCGGAGCUGCACUAUGCCCUGCGGAAUGACGCCUUUGCCAUGCUCACCAGCAGCCUUCAGGGAUGGGACGCCCUGCCCUUGGCACUCAGGCGGCUGGCCAGGGCCUUUGAGGUCCUUGAGCUGGCAGCUGUCAAUCUGCACCUCCUCCCUUGGCGCAAGGAGUUCAGCACAAUCAAGAUGUUCUCGGGGGUGUACGUGCACUCCCUGCAGGCGGCACUGUCAGACAGUGACAUCGCAAAGAGCUUCCACAGGAUGGGAUAUGUGAAGAGAGAUGACCAUCACCUCGUGGUGUCCCAGCCACCCCCGGGUGCUGAGCUCAUCCAGGCUGCCUGCGGCUUCUUUGCAGCAAGGGUGGAGUGUGAGAUCCUGGGGGAGAUCCUGUGGCAGCUGGAGCCAUGCCAAGUGUCUGCUGAAGACCUGCUCCAGGUGCGGAAGGGCACCAGGGACCUGCAUGAUUGUGUGGAGAAGCUGCAGAGACUUGCUAGAUGGCCGAAAGGCAGAGAGCCCAGAGCCAAGGCAGCUCCUGGCUGUGCUGAAAGCAUUGAUCUCUAUGGAGAUGAGCUGCAAAGCCCAGAGGCUGCGACCCUGUACAGUGACCCCAUGGAAGCCAGGCUGCUAUCACCCCCAUGGGCUUUGUCCUCCCAGGAGCUAUACAGGCCUCCCAUCUGGGAACAGAGCCCCACCCUGUGGAGUGAGGCUGUUGGAGUACCUGGUCCUGAGGAUCUCGGGGGAAACGAGGGAAGGAUCUGGAAGAACCGGAGGGCUAGUGAAUCUGGCCAGGAACAGCCUUAUAGAAAUGGGCCCAACUCAGAGGCUGCCGCCUUCUCUUUUAUCUCCUUAAGAGGGGAGCUUAGCAAGAUCAGUGACUCAGUCUCUCCUGAGACCAUGGGGAGCACAAACCCUUCUCUGAGCUCCCCUUCUGACACUGCAGUGCUUGAGCCACACGGGGCAGCAAGCUGCCUAAUGCCCCACUCUGCUGGCAAAGUUAUGCCCUCAGAGUGCAGAACUGCCAGAUUCUUGCCCAUGGCUACAGAGACACCAUGGGAGCUGCUGCCUGCUACCCCACGGCUAGAGAGCAGCGAAAGGGAAGUGCUGGAGUCGCCCAGCUACCAGCUACAUUCAUGCCUGAUCCAAGGUGCUCUCCCCUCGUACUGCUGUGCCACAUGCUGCCUGCUCCACGCCAGCAGCUGUGAUGCCAUGCAGACCUGCAGGAGUAACCACUGCAUGCAGGAGCUGCAGAGUGAGCAGCAGAAGCUCCUGUGGUUACAGAGGACCCAAGUGGACAUGCUGCUGAACAAAGGCUCUGGGGCUCGGCCCUAGCUACAGGACGAGCUGCCUCCCUAGUGCCUGCAAAUGCUUUGGGAUGUGUCAACCAAACCCUACCUCUGGGGGAAGCAUCAGGACUUGCCUGAUGACACCUGGUUCUGUUCUAGGGGAAGCCUCUAGCGGCAGAGUUGAUUUCCUCCCCCACCCCGCUACAGCAGUGCUCUGUAGACUCGCCCCAGAUCCUCCCCUGCUGUAGCUGCCUACAAUAACCCUGCCCUACAUUCAACACUACUCUUCCCUCCCAAGUCCCAUAAGCCAAUUCCAGGGAUUGGCCUCUGCUGGGUCUCUGGCAUGAUCUCCUGGCCCUGCUUAGUCACAGCUCUAGCUUCCCUCUGCCCGAGGAGCAGGGGCCUCUUAGCUCACAUGCUUCUCAGGACAGCCUGAAAUACUGGAUCUAGGUACAGACAAGGAGAAAUGAGAGACUUGCUCUUUUUCAAGCGAUUCCCUUGAGUUGGUGGAAGGAUGCUGCUCUGUCCAGGUGCUCUGUGGCAUGGCCCAUGUGGACAGCACUCCCCCUGCCCCAGGAGAGAAGCACAGAUGAACUGUCCCCCAAAGGCCAGCCAUGAGAGGAGAGAAGAUGGCUUGGAGGUGAUCUUGUGCUGGUUCUAUCCAUUGCUGCUCAGGCUGACUGGCCUUAAGGUUCUGGGUGGGACAGAAGGUGCCCAGGGGAAGAAGUGUCUGGGUUUAGGCUGGGCCCUGGCUCCUCCUGGCAGUGGGUGUUUGAGCUCGAGCAGCUUUUCCCCCAGAUUGAUGGGUCAUAUGGAAGUGACAAAUGCUUUGAGCUGUGUGCAUCUGCCCAUUAUUGGGUGAUGUGUCUCCCGCACCCUGCCUGCCUCAGCUGCCCUGGGCGAGUUGACAGCCUUCAGGGAGUUAGCAAGCUUGGCUCUUGCCCUGCAGUAUCCCCUAGUACCAAAUUCUUGUCCUCAUGAGCGCCAUGGCACUUGGGGUUCUCCAGAAUCAACGGUUGCUGGAGCUUUGGAAGAAGGGUUACACUGUUAGUCCCAUGGGAUGCAGUGCAGUAAGAGUUCCCUUGGCCAAUGCUCUAGCUCCUUGGUCAGCAGAGCCUCAGGGAUUCAGUUCCCAUCUCCCCAGGGCUCAGCUCUGAUGUCUCAGGCCCCUAUUCCUCUGCCUAGGUCCCUGCUUGCACCUUUCCUGGGUGCUUUUGGGCACAGCAAAGCUGCUCCUUCCUGUAUCAAAGGUUAAGUGGACUGGGCACUGGCUCCUGGAAAUGACAGCCAAUCCCCUCCCUCUGCGCACAACCCAGCUGGAAACUCAAAGGCAGCAGAAUGCUGGACCCAGGAAAGCCAAAAAGGGAGUUGCCUGCUGCUGUUGCCUGGGGGGAAGGGGGCUGUCUCUCCCUCUUGCUACACUGUUUAGAGCAGCACUGCCAGGGCUUCUGGCUCAAACUCAGGGAGGGGAAGCUGAGAACACUGGGGACGGCCCCCACUUUCAGUGUGAGGUAGCUGAAAUCAGUGCCAGCAGCCAGGCACUAAACAGAGCCACCUGAAAACCCACCCCAGGUCAAAUCCAGUGGUGAUGAGUGCUGUACCUUACAGGG
Chelonoidis abingdonii (Abingdon island giant tortoise) is the source of this 3067-nucleotide messenger RNA. It is a transcript of the gene SPATA2L, whose product is annotated as spermatogenesis associated 2 like. Gene Ontology annotation, cellular component: cytoplasm. NCBI's taxonomy places the organism in Eukaryota, Metazoa, Chordata, Testudines, Testudinidae. The record is from RefSeq and is a predicted model, not a curated record.